This is a messenger RNA of Drosophila elegans, 1950 nucleotides long. RefSeq names its product membrane metallo-endopeptidase-like 1. Gene Ontology annotation, molecular function: metalloendopeptidase activity. Lineage: Eukaryota; Metazoa; Arthropoda; Insecta; Diptera; Drosophilidae. The coding region runs from base 1 to 1950 and encodes 649 amino acids. Gene Ontology annotation, biological process: protein processing. The record is from RefSeq and is a predicted model, not a curated record. The transcript has a single exon. Gene Ontology annotation, cellular component: plasma membrane.
AUGAUUUGGAUUGUCGGGCUUUUGUUCGUUUCAAUUGUGAACGCUUCUCUUUAUGAGAAGACAAUAGACGAGGCUAAUAAAUGGGUGCUGGACUACGUUUUGGGCAAUGGAAAGAAGGAUUCCAGUCCCUGCACCAACUUUCCCGAAUAUGCGUGUGGCAAGUACGCAGAGCGCCACAUUGGUGAACCCUUCAGCGGAAUUUUUCAGGAGAUAAGCCACAAGGUAAACCAUUACCUUCUCGACGAGGUAAAAAGGCUGGAGAUGAACUCGACCAUGAGCGCAUUUGACGACCAGUCCAUCGAUGCGAGGCUCUUGAGAUUCUACAAAGGAUGCCUUGAAGCGCCGCCAGAAACGCGAAAGAUAGAGCAUUUCUUGAGACUGGCUCCACCAGGCGAGGGUCUCACUUGGCCUCUUUUGACGACCAAUGGGCCUGAACUCAAGUGGAUGAGCACCGUGGCAUAUCUGUUUAACCAAUACGGUUUCACCAAUGUUUUAUUCGACGUAAAGAUCACAACGAAUUAUGAAAACAGUACGGAGCAUCUUUUGAGUCUAAGUAAUCCCGAUAUAGUUGGUCCCUAUUUCGAUUAUUUGGAAGCACAUAGAAUUCUUCGGGAGUUAAAAAUACCACCACUAAGGUUCCUUGUUCUCUUGAAUAAGGUCACAUACCUAUACCGGGAAGUUGAGUAUCUGACCACAGUGCACAACAAAGGAAACAGGCAGGUUAUAACUGUGGAACAGAUGACGAGCAGAACCGGUUACGAUUGGCAUGAGUUCAUCCAGACAAUAGUUGGCCACGACAUUCAACCCAACUUCCGGUUGCAGGUGUAUAACUUGGGCUACUUUACUGCCCUUAAGAGUCUAAUGGACUCCACCGACACCGAAUUGCUGGGUAGCUAUAUAAUGAUUAACUUCGCCCUAUCUCUGCAGUAUGAAAUCAAGGCCGGCGGGGAUCCCAUCGAUUGCAUAAAGUAUGUGCGCCAAAAUAUGUAUGUGGCCUCAAGCCUUCUCAUUACGGAACGCUUCCAUCCAAACCUGCUAAUGUUCUUACCGAAAAUUGAGAAAAUCUUCGAGGGAGUUCGGCAACAGUUGCUCCUAAAAAUCGAGCGCAAUCGCCUUCGCCUGACCGCUGGGCAAAAGGAUAUGGCUUUAAGGAAGGUUAUGGCCACUAUGCUCAACAUCAGCAACAUGCUUAAUCGUACUGAGCUUCGUGAAUUUUUCAACAAAUACUAUGAGGGUUUGGAGAUUCCUAUGAACGACCAGGACUUUGCUCGGGAACACCUCAAUCUUCUGCAUUUCACCGCUGGCAAGAUACUGAAGCAAUUAAACGAAUUGUCUGCGGAUCCAAAGAAGUAUUUCAUCCUACCCGAACCAGAUACGUUUUCUAGUUCUGGGCCGUACUAUCUCAGCCCCGAGAACGUCAUCGUCCUGCCAGUGGACCUUCUGCAGGAGCCCUUUUUCCUGUUAAACAGCCACGAUGUUUUUACAUACAGCUCAUUGGGAUUCGUUCUCGCCCGGGAGCUAAUGCACGCCAUCGACAAGGACAAUAUCCUUUACGACAGCGAAGGAAACGUGAACGAAUUUGGCAUUGAAAUCGCAGAGUCAAGGAGGUUCAAGAAGGGUCUGAAGUGCUUGGGAAAAACAAGAUUUAGCAACGAUCGAUUGGCAGAUAUCGGUGGACUUCAUCUCGCCUACUCCGCUUACCUGGAAAGCGUUAAAAGCACUAGAUCAGAGAAUUCUGAUAGGAAACAAGUUGCUAAAAAUUUUACCAGCCUUCCACUUCGGCAGGUGUUCUUUCUCAAUGUGGCGCAGUCCUUCUGCACAAGUGAUUUUACGAAAAUCGGCCGUCAUGUUGUUGAAAAGUGGCGCUUGGAGCAAAUGCUGUUCGGCUCCUCGCCUUUUGGCAGAACUUUUGAAUGUCCUCCGAAGGACUUACAGUGCCAGCUCUGGUGA